AUGUCUUAAGAUGUGGAGAUAAUAAAAAAGAAGACUCCAUCAAUAGGUAAAAGAUUUACUGUGAGGAGAUAAGGAUCAAUAUUAUCUGACUCUAAAAGCACAUUUGAAGAUAGUAGAAUCACAUUAUUACUACUUGAAUAAUAUCGAUUAGUGGAGAUGGCUAGGUUUUGUGUGAUAUUUGGAACAUUAAUCAUAGCAAUAUUGGAAGUAACACUAUUAUUGGAAUUAGUAGUACGAGUGUUCAUUUUCAGAUCAAUUUGUAAAUGAAUUUGAAACAGAGACAUUAACAUUAUUAUUCAUCAUAUUUUUGAUGACCCUUUCUGCAAGUACAUGCUUUCCCCUUGCUAUCGUAUAGUUGUACUAACUUUAAUUUCGUACGAAGUUCUGUUAAGAUAUAAAAAGAGAGCAAUGGUAAUCACACCUUAAGCUGGAUUGCUUGACUCAAAUUUAGUUUAGAGUUUGGUGAUAGAGAUUAUAUUGAUAUUACCAACUCCAACUCCUUUCACUU
This is a messenger RNA of Paramecium sonneborni, 508 nucleotides long. The record is from the annotation of a GenBank genome assembly. NCBI's taxonomy places the organism in Eukaryota, Ciliophora, Oligohymenophorea, Peniculida, Parameciidae.